This is a messenger RNA of Spodoptera exigua (beet armyworm), 484 nucleotides long. NCBI's taxonomy places the organism in Eukaryota, Metazoa, Arthropoda, Insecta, Lepidoptera, Noctuidae. The record is from the annotation of a GenBank genome assembly.
UUGUCACUCAUAGUUCGUACAUCGCGGUGGUCGCACGCGCCUAAACCAAUACAACAAGAGCAAUUUCAGUGCGGGGUAAUAAUCCGAUAAUAAUAAUUGUAUUAUUAGCUGCGUGUGAGUUUCGUAGCAAGCGUAGCAGUUGUCUACGAGCCGUCGCGUGCGUUCGUUCAGUGUCGAAAAACGUUCGUUCGUUUUCUCUCCUGUGCCGAUAUUUCUACUGAAGUAAAGAAAAAUGGCAAGCAAGACAGUAAACAAUGUAGAAUCCGGUGAGGCCGCGGCUCCCGAAGCCAAGGGUGAGACUUCGGCAGCAGCGAGACCAGGCCCCAGGCCAGUGCAGGUGUAUCCACCCGGCUCCGAGCGCAUCCGACCGGCUCCGAGCGCAUCCGACCGGCUGCGAGCGCAUCCGACCGGCUGCGAGCGUAUCCGACCGGCUGCGAGCACAUCCGAUCGGCUCCGAGCGCAUCCGCUUUCAGGCCGAUUCUAG